GCAUCCAGUAAACAUCGAUUAGGAAAAUGGCGGCCAUAAAUGUGAAACGGAAUUGUGUUGCGUUAAAAAUCAGAUUGUUUUGAAGACUUUAGGUGUAAGAUAUAAAGAUGCCACCGAUUGAUGGGCAGAUGCAGGUUCCAGGGGUCCCACAAGGAGGAGGUACUAUAGCCCUGGACGUCCUGAUCAACUACAUCAUCCAACGUACCUACCAUGACCUGACAGUUUUGUCAGAGCUGUUACCCAGAAAAACAGACAUGGAGAGGAAAAUUGAGAUUGUUCAAUUUGCAACAAGGACAAGGCAGUUGUUCAUCAGAUUACUGGCUCUUGUGAAGUGGGCUAGCAGUGCUACAAAAGUGGAUAAAUGUUCUGAAAUUUGUAACUUGUUGGAGCAACAGUCCAUGUGGUUUGUGGAUACAGCCGACAUGUUGGCAAAAAUGGCCAGAGAAACCUUGGUCAAUGCCAGACUUCCCAACUUUUCCAUCCCCUGUGCCAUAGAUGUUUUAACACUGGGAACCUAUCCACGGCUACCUACAUGUAUCAGGGAAAAGAUUGUCCCAGAAGAUUCCAUCACACCUGCAGAAAAGCGACUGACGUUGUCCAAGCUUACACAGGUGAUACAGUAUCGCCUGGUAUCCACAGACCUCCCCCAGCAGAUGAGGAAGUUACGAGUUGAGAAUGGACGGGUGAAGUUUGUUGUGGAACAUGAAUUUGAGGUGACCUUGACCUUGAUGGGUGACAGCCCAACCAUUCCCUGGAGGUUGCUGGACAUUAAUAUCUUAGUGGACGACCCAGAAACUGGCAAUGGCAAGUCCUUGGUUCACUCAUUACAGGUGAAUUAUAUUCAUCAGCUGGCUCAGUCCCGUCUCCUUGACAACGAUCGACCAAUUCAUGACCUUUAUAGAGUGCUUCAUUCAUUUUGCCAGUCCUUACAGCUAGAGGUGUUGAACUCACAGACACAAAGAUUGAUCAGGGAGAGGAUGGGAGACAGUAUCCGAGUGGAAGAAUACUUGGUCGGAAAAUCUUUGGUCGUAUCAUACUGGAGAGACCAGUUAAAGCGAGAGAAAACAACUUCAGUAUACAAGCUUACAAUCCAUGUAUCUGAAGAAGACUGGGGUCGUCCGUUACAAAUUAGUCACACUCCACCAAUGUCCCCUGAAGAGAGUCACAGAGUCGGACUCGCAAUCAAGAGUAACCACCUGUCGAUAGAACGACUUCUGAUGCAGACUAUUGAGGUCCGCACACAUGCCAAACUACAGGAUCUUGCAAAAGAAAUGAAAAGAUACAAAGUGGAAAAAUGUGAGAUGAAGGAUUUGCCCACAGCGCUCCAUAUCCCUGUGUUACAGCCGUGUAUGGAAUCUGAACAUCUUCGGAUCAUGAUCGACUCACAGAGAGGCACUAUGAUGGCCUCCACCCCUGCACAGACAGAUUUACAAAUCAUUGAAGAUAUAACAGAAUGUCUGAACAGUGACAAGAAAGGACUGGAUAAACUUAUUGUCAAUCUCAGAUUACAGCUGUGUUUACUCCGCUGUGAAAAGUCCAUACAGUAUUUACAAACAACUUGUCUGCGCCAUCUGCCCCUCAUCAAUCUGGAGAACCAUCCGUUGGACACGCUAGGACCACACAAGCUUUACAUACGUAUCCCUAAACAGUCCAAUCAUUAUGUGGUCCUGUCACUUCGUGAGAAGAAAGACCGAUGUGUGGAGUUUAAGUACUACUUGGUGGAGACCACUGCUUGCACAGCCGACGGUACGGAGCUCGACCUCUCCGAUGACAUUGGAGCCAAAUUGUUUAAGUCUGCAGGACGUUUGCUGCCCCUUGACACCUUCGCUUUCACACACGGUCCCUACAGUAAAGUGUUUGAUGACGAGGAAGAAACUGAGGUAGAACUCCAGCGAAGGAAAAGAAAGGUCCUACUAGGCGAGAUGGAAGAACCGCAUGCUAAACGACAGAAGGGUGCUGCUUACUAUGUACCAGAGUUGUCAUAUAUACUGGCAAGCUGUGAGGAAAGGAUACCCCUGGUAGCUGUCGGACAUGAGUUUGAAAGGAACGGUGUAGUGCAUUCUGGGAUACAGGUGGACUCGGAGGGUAGCUGUUUCUGUCUCUCACUCAUCAGCUUGCCAGAAGUAGAAGGUUGUGAAAAGAGAGCAUGUGAUGGUCUCAAGAAGGCUCUCCUGUCCCUCAAACUCCGCAUCCUCAAUAAGCCAUCCCGGAACUGGAUUGUUGAGUUCUUGUUUGCCAAGGCCCCCUUAGAGACUGCUAACAAGAAGGAAUCAGGUCCAGUCCAGCGUGUGAUUUUCAUGCAUGAGUUAAACCUGGACAAUCUGAAGAAGGUGGUAAAGGAAGUGAUUGACGAGUGGUACUCCAUCUGUCAUCUCCAUAGCCUCGUCGCCGACUUCGCUGAAAUCUACAAUGAUCAGCGGUCUGGACUGCGGAGCACUGUUGAUGUCCACUCCUACAGCUACAGAAAACUGACCCUGGUGUACGGCCCAAACAGGUCAAGUCUGGUACACAUCCAGUGGAAGAGCGACAGUAAACAGUUUAUGGUGACUUUCGGUACGAUUGGUCCCUCCAUCACGAUCAACCCUCACGUGAUCAUGUCAACACAGAUACAGCAGGAACUCAGCUGUCACAGAAAUCUCGCUCAGGUUGCUCAGGUACUACAUGACACGUGGUCUCCGCUCAUGUCCAUCAACAAACUCACCAACAUCAUUAUGCAUGCUCCUAUUGGGAACAACACCAACAGACUGGCACAGUCCUUCUGUAUCAUCCCUCAGUCUACGACACACAUCCGAAUCUCCUACCGCAACAUAAGCUCCAUAGAUGUCCAUUUCCGUAGCAACAAGAUCGUAGCCAUAGAGAGCAGUAAAGUGGUGGAGGGCUUCAACCCGAUAUCACUGUUAAAGGCAUUUUUAAAUAUGUAUGUGGACGAUGCCAUUAUCGGCCGACACAAUCGACGAAUGUCGACGACAGAAGAUGAUAAUCCUUCCUCGCCGGUUGGGAUGGAUACCAUGGACAUGUUCAGUCUGUCGUCAGGGCCAUCUAUGGGAUCUCCUGCGUCAAGACAACGGCAAGAUGGCGGACUACGCUUUCCAAGUCCUAUGACUCCUCCCUCAAACCCCCACACCCCUGCUUCACCCAGCGCUGCUCGCAUGUCUGGGAUCGUCCCUUCACCAUCAACAGCUUUGAUUGGUACUCCUUCCCCUGGAACUCUGCUCGGGGCCGGAUCUCCAGGCAAUCCACAGCUCCAUGUCCCUUCCCCAAGCUCAUUUGUGCCGACGCCCUCCCCUGGGUCCCUUGGGAUCCACAUGCAGUCUCCAGCGUCGCAGUUCAUGGGGUCACAAGGUAUGGAAGGUUCCCCGUUUGCUAGUUCUGGACUUGCCAUGCCAUCGCCAGGACAACGUAACUGGCCUAACUCACCAUCUGUACCGGGCCCCUCACCCGUGUCACGUCACGGGACAGCCACAUCACCCGGGCAUCCGGCCCUCCACUCCCCUCAAACACUGAAGGAUGGGGAACAUAGCAAGCCUGGAGUGAUGGGCCAUCCGUCACGUGUGUUUACACAUCGAUCAUGGGCAGCCUCCAUCCCAACACUUCUAUCCCAUAAUGCAUUUGAUACUCUGCUCACGCCCUCGGGACAGGGCAAGGUCACAUCGCCCUUGGAGAGGUUCUUUGGCUGUGUGCUUUUUACCAGGAAUCUGCCACGUAUUAUACAGAAUGAGGAAAAUCUGAAUUUGGUCCGGUCAUCGGAUGCCAAUGUAGUGAUAUUUAAAGUGGACAACCUACAGUUCCGUGUCAGCUUUAAUGCAACAACUCUGCAAAGUCUACAUAUGAAUGCUUCAAACUUGCCAGACUCUCGAGACCCCUUCCCCACAGAACUGAUCAACAUCCUUGAGCGAUUCUUCGAGGUUAAGGUUGCUACUCAUCCUUACAAGGUGAAUGCCCUUCGAGCAUUCUGCAGACUGUUGCCCCUACCAAGCAGGAUUCUUAAGGACUGUAUUCAGAUCAUGAGGCUGGAGAUGAUGAAUGAAACACGUAACACGAAGUGGACAGUAGCUUUCUGUCUGACCAUUCCGCCCUCAGCUGCGUCCAUCGCCCCGGCUGGAGCGGCAGCCAUUGCAGUAAAACAGAAGAUGGUCCUAAUGCUGCAGCUGACCAGAGCGGAUGUCCAGCCACCCAUGGGGGUGGAACCUCAGUCCAUUAUUGUCCAGCUUUUGUACGACUUCAAUGCUAAUACAGUGAUACAGAUGGAAGUGCCCUCACGGAAUCAGCCCACACAGCAACCUACACCGGCACAUAUUGCCGUUUCUGCUUUCCUGAAGAAGAUCGAAAUGCACCAGAACACCAAUGAAUGUGCCCUUUUCCCAACAGUACAUAAACUCAUGCAAGGACUAGUAUUACCGGGGCAAAAUUAAGGGGGUAGUGAUACUGGGGUAAAGUUGUCAUGGAUAAGUGAUUCAGGGGUAAAGUUGUCAGGGGCUUAGCCAUACUUUGGUUAAGUUGUCAUGGGGUUAGUAAUACUGGAGAAAACUUGUCAGUGGGGUUGAGGGUUAAGUUGUUGGGAAUUGGUGAUCACUACUUGCAUAAGGUAUUGUGACACUGAGUUGGGAUUUUCAGGGUUCUAGUGUACUAGGGUAGAGUUGACAGGGACUACUCCGGUGGUACUGUGGUACAGUGGUUAUGUUGUUGGAGAUUACUGUUACGGGGCAGUUUUGGAAACCAUUGAUUUCUUACAGACGCCUAGUAUUUACUGUAUAUAGGCAAUGAAACAUUGUCUACAAACCAGAGUCAGGAGUUUAUACAUUUCUUAUUUGAAUAAUUAUGUUCUACCGAUUUGUACCCGAUAAUCAUGUGACUUACUGAGUACAAUCUCCCGUGGUGACAUUUGACCUUGGCUGCAUCAGAUACCAGAGACUGGAUAGAAAUCUUUUGAUACAUUUUGUAACUUUUUUUAAAUGUAGUGUAAAAUUACUGAAAACCAGCAGGAACAUAUCUUUAACUUUCUGAAGAAUUGAUGUGAAUCUCUGGCCAAUACAAGUGGUAAUGAUAAUUAUGUGUGUAAAUUAUUGAAAAGUCACUUUGCUUUAAUUGUGUCGAUAAAUUCUCAAUUGUGUCGAUAAAAUCUCAAUCCUAUACCCGUUUCCAACCACGUGUUUUAACGUGAUCUUGUAUGGUGUUUUAUGUUCAGAUACAAAAAAAGCAAGAAAAACAAAUUAUGAAGAUUUUUUUUUUGUUAAGCGUGAUCAACUCAACCAGCAUUACUGAAAAUCAAGUUUGUUUUCUCUUUGCUUGGCCUUGUCGCUUUUACAGAUCGUGUGUACACUGUAUUUCCCUUCACAAUAAAUUUGUGUCUUCAUUAUGAUGUGUAAUUGAUGCUGCAAUGCUAUUGUUUUUGUUAAAUUUGAAAUGAAACCAAAGCACCCGAGUGUAAAUUCCUUAACUUACAGGGAUUUAAUUAAAAGUGAUAUCUAUAAGGUAAUAUAUCAAGCGAUACUCUUGAUAACAGGCGGUCGUCAGAGCAGGUUUGACUGUAUUUAAUUUUUAAUAUUUUUCAAAAAUACUGUAUCAUCUCUAACAAUUUUAUGGAGAAUUUGAAUUUAAUAUAUUUGUUAUUUCAGCAUAAUAUACAUAUUGCUGUUGUUCUUUUAAGACAAGUAGACAAAUUUUCUUUAUCCGAGUUAGGUAGUUAAUUUUCAAGGCUAAAAUGAAGAUAAACAACUUCCACGAAUUUGAAUUCGCAAAUCAAGAACUUAGAAUAGUAACACUUAAUGAUGUUUCUCCAGGAAAGAUAUAUUGAGAGCUCAAUUCUGUAAAAUUUUCAGACUCGGGAUGGAAGCUCUUAAAUGAAAGAUGUCAAAAAAUACAAUUGAUGUACAUUGUAUGAUCUUGUAUACAGUGUGUACAACUUAAGUUGAUAUAUGGUUCAUGAAGUGUCGGAUUUGGUGCAUCACAUUUGUAUUUGUAAAUAAUUUUGUUGAUGUAUUGUGAAUAUACCAUUAUACUAUAUAAAUAUUACAUUACAAUUUGUAAUCUUAAUUGUUGUCAAAUGUUGAUAAGACAAUACUGAGUCUCAUUUUUAUGUCAUUUGUGGCAAUAUUUCAGUAUUAAAACUUUCUACAUUUGAGGAAAAAUAAAUAUGUGAAUCAUGGCA
Molecule: messenger RNA, 6148 nt
Organism: Pecten maximus
Lineage: Eukaryota; Metazoa; Mollusca; Bivalvia; Pectinida; Pectinidae
Product: mediator of RNA polymerase II transcription subunit 14-like
Exons: 41
Coding region: 108-4412 (1434 amino acids)
Biological process (GO): regulation of transcription by RNA polymerase II
Cellular component (GO): mediator complex; core mediator complex
Molecular function (GO): transcription coregulator activity
Source: RefSeq, a predicted model, not a curated record